Erythranthe guttata (spotted monkey flower) is the source of this 552-nucleotide messenger RNA. NCBI's taxonomy places the organism in Eukaryota, Viridiplantae, Streptophyta, Magnoliopsida, Lamiales, Phrymaceae. The record is from RefSeq and is a predicted model, not a curated record.
AUGUCUGCGUGGAUGUCGUCAGCAAAUCGAGAGUCGAACCCCGUAGGCUUCGAGAGAUUCGAUAAAGACACAACGGGCUAUGUUCUUUUUCCCAAAUCGGCCCUCGGUCUAAUGCAAAACUGCGAUUUACCGCCUCCGGUGAAGCUCUUCUCGGGUCCAAACGAGACUCUUCUUUCAAAAGAGAAGGGCGAAUUGGAGAUUCUAAAGGCGUUGACACUAUCACAAACACGAGCGAGAGAAGCGGAGAGGAAACUCAGAACCCUAAUCAAGGAAAAAGACGAGCUCUCCAGAAUGCUAGUGGACGACUCGUUGAGAUUAUUCGCUUACAGGCAGUGGGUUCGUUUGCUUGAGUUGGAAUUGAAUUUGCAAAGGCGGCAGCAGCAGAAGAAAGAGGAUGAUGUAAUGAAUUAUGCAGACGAAUCGAAGGAAGAGGAAAAUUACGAAAAAGACGGUAUUAUUAGCACCAAGAAUCAAUGGUGUACAGCUAUAGGGCUCUGUUUGGCAUUUGCUGGUUUCGGUUUUGCAUUAGGUUACUACAGUUAUCUUUUCUGA